AUGUCGGCAGCAAUGGACGUCGACGCACCCUCCACCGCACUCACCAAGGACAAGAAGCCUCGCUUCGAGGUCAAGAAGUGGAACGCUGUCGCUCUCUGGGCUUGGGACAUUGUUGUCGACAACUGCGCUAUUUGCCGCAACCACAUCAUGGACCUGUGUAUCGAGUGCCAGGCCAACCAGGGUGCCGAGAGCGAGGGAUGCACCGUUGCGUGGGGUAUCUGCAACGUAAGAUUAUGCGAAGAGAUAAAAGGGUCUGUCAGCUCAUACUGCAGCAUGCGUUCCACUUCCACUGCAUUUCGCGUUGGCUCAAGACUCGCCAGGUGUGCCCUCUGGACAAGUGCGUAUCCAUUUGGUUUCGGUGUACUAAUCCAUUAG
Apiotrichum porosum is the source of this 375-nucleotide messenger RNA. It is a transcript of the gene RBX1, whose product is annotated as RING-box protein 1. Bases 1 to 375 code for a protein of 124 amino acids. The transcript is spliced from 5 exons. The record is from RefSeq and is a predicted model, not a curated record. Gene Ontology annotation, molecular function: ubiquitin protein ligase activity; zinc ion binding; cullin family protein binding. Gene Ontology annotation, cellular component: cullin-RING ubiquitin ligase complex; nucleus. Gene Ontology annotation, biological process: ubiquitin-dependent protein catabolic process; protein ubiquitination. Lineage: Eukaryota; Fungi; Basidiomycota; Tremellomycetes; Trichosporonales; Trichosporonaceae.